GGGUCGGUCGCCGUCCGGACACGCAGAGCUCCCCGGGAGGACCUUGGUGGGGAGACCGAGCGGCCGGGCGGAGGAAACCCUGCUCGCCGCCCUCCACACGCUUCAGGGAUGAGUCAUGCCGCGGAGGAGGAAGCGCUCGGGCUGGACCAGCAGUUGGCUGGCCUAGACCUGAAGGCCGGGGCCCAGGCGGCCGGAAGCGCGGCCGGCCAAGAGCGCUACGUGCCCCCUCACCUUCGGAACCGAGAAGCCGCCAGAGGCCCCUGCGGCAGAGACAGCUCCCGCUGGGGGAAAGACAAGGACGCCUACAGCAGCUUUGGGUCCCGCAGCGACGCGAGGGCCAAGUCCAGCUUGUUCGCCGACCGUGGAAGUGGAUCCAGGGGCAGGUUUGAUGAGCGCGGCCGGACCGACUGUGAGGGCCUCGGCGGCCGCGGGGGCAGGAACGGCUUUGGCAAAUUGGAACGCGGCGGGAACAGUCGCUGGUGUGACAGAGCAGAUGAAGACGACUGGUCGAAACCGCUGCCGCCAAGUGAACGCUUGGAGCGGGAACUCUUUUCUGGAGGCAACACUGGGAUUAACUUUGAGAAAUACGAUGACAUUCCGGUUGAAGCCACGGGGAACAACUGCCCUCCGCGUAUUGAGAGCUUCGGCGAUGUUGAGCUGGGAGAGAUUAUAAUGGGGAACAUUGAGCUCACCCGGUACACGCGCCCGACUCCAGUGCAGAAGCAUGCCAUUCCUAUUAUCAAAGAGAAAAGAGACUUGAUGGCUUGUGCCCAAACAGGGUCUGGAAAAACUGCAGCUUUUCUCCUGCCCAUCUUGAGUCAGAUCUAUUCAGAUGGUCCCGGCGAGGCUUUGAGGGCCAUGAAGGAGAACGGAAAAUACGGCCGUCGCAAACAGUACCCGAUCUCCUUGGUCCUGGCGCCGACGAGGGAAUUGGCCGUGCAGAUCUACGAGGAGGCCAGAAAGUUCUCCUACCGGUCUCGAGUUCGUCCUUGUGUGGUUUAUGGUGGUGCUGAUAUUGGUCAGCAGAUUAGGGACUUGGAGCGUGGAUGCCACCUGUUAGUCGCUACCCCUGGACGGCUGGUGGAUAUGAUGGAAAGAGGAAAGCUUGGACUCGACUUCUGCAAGUACUUGGUGUUGGAUGAAGCUGACCGGAUGUUGGACAUGGGCUUUGAGCCUCAGAUACGGAGAAUAGUUGAGCAAGAUACCAUGCCUCCCAAAGGUGUCCGCCACACCAUGAUGUUUAGUGCCACCUUUCCUAAGGAAAUACAGAUGCUGGCUCGUGAUUUCUUGGAUGAGUACAUCUUUCUGGCAGUAGGAAGAGUCGGGUCCACUUCUGAGAACAUCACACAGAAGGUAGUUUGGGUGGAAGAAGCAGACAAGCGGUCAUUCCUGCUUGACCUCCUAAAUGCGACAGGGAAGGAUUCCCUGAUCCUAGUGUUUGUGGAGACCAAGAAGGGUGCAGAUUCUCUGGAGGAUUUCUUAUACCAUGAAGGAUAUGCUUGCACCAGUAUCCAUGGAGACCGCUCUCAGAGGGAUAGGGAAGAGGCCCUUCACCAGUUCCGUUUAGGAAAGAGCCCAAUCCUCGUGGCUACAGCGGUUGCAGCAAGAGGACUCGAUAUCUCAAACGUGAAACACGUCAUCAAUUUUGACUUGCCCAGUGAUAUUGAAGAAUACGUGCAUCGCAUUGGCCGCACGGGUCGUGUGGGAAACCUUGGCCUUGCCACGUCCUUCUUCAAUGAGAGGAACAUAAACAUUACUAAAGAUUUGCUGGAUCUUCUUGUUGAAGCGAAACAAGAAGUACCAUCUUGGUUAGAAAACAUGGCUUUUGAGCACCACUGCAAGGGCAGCAGCCGUGGCCGUUCAAAGAGCAGAUUUAGUGGUGGCUUUGGUGCCAGGGACUAUCGACAAAGCAGCGGGGCCAGCAGUUCCAGCUCGAGCAGCAGCCGCACUGGCAGCAGUCGCAGUGGUGGGGGUGGCCACAGCAGCAGAGGGUUUGGUGCCAGUGGCUAUGGAGGCUUUUACAGCAGUGAUGGAUAUGGAGGAAAUUAUAGCUCCCAGGGGGUUGACUGGUGGGGUAACUGAGCCUGCUUUUCCCUGGGCCACUCUACCAAACAAGAAAGUAUAGAAACCAAGCAUAACUUAGCCAGACUAUACCUUGUAUAGUUUCAAGAGCUCACAGCCCAUUACCUCCUGUGAUUCCCCACCGAAUAUUUUUAAGGGAGCUUAAGGUCAUAAGAUGUAAGGGACACGCAGCAGCCCCAUUCAGAAGGUGGUUUGAAGACUUCAUUGUUGUAGUUUGGUUUAACACUCCUACCCAUCCUAAACUGCGUUUAUAAUUUCACAACUAAGGAUCAUUUGCUAGUGUCCUGUGCCUCUAAUUUUAGACAACUUUUAUUCUGAUGGCCUGUUGGCUCAGUAAUGCUUAAGAAAGCGAUUGUUUUUUCAAAAUAAAUUUU
Nannospalax galili (Upper Galilee mountains blind mole rat) is the source of this 2456-nucleotide messenger RNA. RefSeq names its product putative ATP-dependent RNA helicase Pl10. Gene Ontology annotation, molecular function: RNA helicase activity; ATP binding; RNA binding. The transcript has a single exon. The record is from RefSeq and is a predicted model, not a curated record. Gene Ontology annotation, biological process: cell differentiation; gamete generation. NCBI's taxonomy places the organism in Eukaryota, Metazoa, Chordata, Mammalia, Rodentia, Spalacidae. Gene Ontology annotation, cellular component: nucleus; P granule. The coding region runs from base 109 to 2082 and encodes 657 amino acids.